Molecule: messenger RNA, 936 nt
Organism: Heteronotia binoei (common prickly gecko)
Lineage: Eukaryota; Metazoa; Chordata; Lepidosauria; Squamata; Gekkonidae
Gene: UPP1
Product: uridine phosphorylase 1
Exons: 7
Coding region: 1-933 (310 amino acids)
Biological process (GO): uridine catabolic process; nucleotide catabolic process
Cellular component (GO): cytosol; cytoplasm
Molecular function (GO): uridine phosphorylase activity
Source: RefSeq, a predicted model, not a curated record
AUGGCUACUCCUGGUGACCCUUCAGCGAAGAAGAAGAAAGCAGAAGGAGGAGCCAUCCACAUUCCCAAUCCUCACCUUGAGGAGAUAAAAGAGGACGUCUUGUAUCACUUCGCCCUCAGCACUGCUACCCACGAUUUCCCUGCCUUGUUUGGAGAUGUAAAAUUUGUAUGUGUCGGAGGGAGUCCCUCUAGGAUGAAGAACUUCAUCUCCUUCAUUGCGGAGGACCUGGGAAUCAGCACCCCCGGUGGUGAACAUCCCAAUAUUUGUGCCGGAACGGAUCGUUAUGCCAUGUACAAAGUAGGCCCCGUCUUGUCGGUCAGUCAUGGAAUGGGCAUCCCUUCGAUUGCCAUCAUGCUGCACGAACUGAUCAAGCUCCUGCACUACGCCAAGUGCACCAAUGUGAUCGUCGUUCGCAUUGGCACAUCCGGUGGACUAGGUUUGGAGCCCGGCUCUGUAGUGAUCACCCAGCAGUCCGUCGAUGCCGCCUUCAAGCCUCAGCUCGAACAGGUGAUCCUGGGCAAGUCCAUCUUCCGCAGCACAGCCCUGGACAAGGAGCUGGCUGAAGAGCUGUUGGAGUGUGGCAAGGAACUGAACCAGUUCAGCACCGUCGCCGGGAACACCAUGUGCACCCUGGAUUUCUACGAAGGCCAGGCUCGCCUGGAUGGUGCGAUCUGCUCAUACAGCGAAGAAGAGAAACUGCAGUACUUGAAAUCAGCGUAUGAGGCUGGAGUGAGGAACAUUGAGAUGGAAUCUUCUGUUUUUGCAGCCAUGUGCAACCUCUGUGGUCUCAGAGGCGCCGUGGUGUGUGUCACGCUCCUGAACCGGCUGGACGGCGACCAGAUCACCACCCCUCACGAGGUCCUGAAGGAGUACCAGACGAGACCACAGAAGCUGGUGGGACACUUCAUCAAGAAGCGUCUUGGGAAACAGUGACAU